Molecule: messenger RNA, 1473 nt
Organism: Populus nigra (black poplar)
Lineage: Eukaryota; Viridiplantae; Streptophyta; Magnoliopsida; Malpighiales; Salicaceae
Product: (S)-8-oxocitronellyl enol synthase CYC2-like
Exons: 1
Coding region: 157-1296 (379 amino acids)
Source: RefSeq, a predicted model, not a curated record
CAAAAGAAUAGGACAACUUGUUUGAUUCGGAUUAGGUGUCAGGCCCUUCUAAAACACUGUUAGAGGGUCAUUAACUACCAUGCGGGAGGACACAAGAAAUCCUUUAUUUAUAGAUGCUGCAAGGUUCUAAAAUCUGAGCUAACUAUACAAUAUCAAAUGGCAGCUGAGGAAUCCAAUAAUGGAGCUGAAGCUGCUGCUGCUGAUUGUGUUGCCAUCAUUUUUGGGGUCACCGGGCUUGUUGGGAGAGAAAUAGCCAGAAGGCUAAUCUCAAAAAACAAAUGGAAGGUUUAUGGCGUGGCUAGAAGGUAUGAGAGUUUUCCUAUCCUAAGUCCCAACUACCAUUUCAUCUCAUGUGACUUGCUAAACCCUCAAGAGACAGAAAACAAGCUCUCUAUGGUGCAAGAUGUGACUCAUAUGUUUUGGGUCACUUGGACAGGCGAAUUUCCUCUAGAUAGCAGAGAAUGCUGUGAACAGAACGAGGCCAUGGUGUCCAAUGCCUUGAAUGUCAUCCUCGCCAAAUCUAAGGCGUUGAAGCAUGUUUCACUCCAAACAGGAAUGAAGCAUUAUUUAUCAUUGAGAGGUCCUUUUGAUGUGAAACAAGUCUCUAUCUACGAUGAAAAAUGCCCAAGAACAAGUGAAGGUUAUAACUUCUAUUAUGUUCUCGAGGACUUGCUCAAGAAGAGACUAGCUGGUAAAGUGGCAUGGUCUGUGCUAAGGCCUGGUUUGUUGACGGGGAGCUCCAACACGGCUUUGUAUAACAUCAUGGGUUGUUUAGCUAUCUAUGGUGCUAUUUGCAAACAUCUGAACCUCCCUUUUGUGUUUGGAGGGACUAGGGAGUGUUGGGAGGAAGUGUUCAUUGAUGGUUCUGAUGCUCGGCUAGUAGCUGAACAACACAUUUGGGCAGCUACCGAUGAUGGAAUAUCUUCCACAGACGGCCAAGCUUUCAACGCAAUCAAUGGCCCAAGUUUCACAUGGAAGGAGAUCUGGCCGGUCCUCGGAAAGAAGUUUGGAGCAGAAGUGCCUGAAGAAAUGUUUUCAAACGACUUUUGGUUUGCAAAAGCAAUGAGUGACAAGAAGGAGGCCUGGCAAGAAAUUGUAGUGAAGGAAGGCCUGGUACACACAGAGAUGGAAGAUUUGGCUAACUGGGAAUUCUUGGAUAUCUUGUUCCGCUUUCCGAUGAAAAUGCUAGGAACCCGAGAGAAAGCUGACCGAUUGGGUUUUACGAUGAGAUGCAAGACAUUGGAAUCAAUCUUGUAUUGGGUUGAUUCCAUGAGAGAGGAGAAGAUGAUCCCUUGACUUGACUUCAUUUGGGUUGAACAAUGGACGAGAGAAUGUGGUGCGCCGCUAGUUGGCUCUCUCAGCAAAUAAAAAUUAUAGUCCCUUUAUAAGUACUGUUUGGCUGACUGAAUUAAAUAGUUCUCUCUUAUGAACAUGAAAUAUAUCGAUAAUACCAUAUGAUAUGAGUUGAUUAAA